Molecule: messenger RNA, 928 nt
Organism: Zychaea mexicana
Lineage: Eukaryota; Fungi; Mucoromycota; Mucoromycetes; Mucorales; Lichtheimiaceae
Product: ribosomal S3Ae family-domain-containing protein
Exons: 4
Coding region: 1-834 (277 amino acids)
Biological process (GO): translation
Cellular component (GO): cytosol; ribosome
Molecular function (GO): structural constituent of ribosome
Source: RefSeq, a predicted model, not a curated record
AUGCAUCCAUCCAUCACACCCAUGAAUCUAUUGCUAAAUCCAUCCAUUCGUGAAUUUUUACGCCUUAGCAAAGGAAAGAAGGGUCUUAAGAAGAAGGUUGUCGAUCCCUUCACCCGCAAAGACUGGUACGACAUCAAGGCUCCCUCCAUGUUCGAGGUUCGCCAGGUCGGCAAGACCUUGGUCAACCGUACCCAGGGUUUGCGCAACGCCAACGACUCGUUGAAUGGCCGUGUUGUCGAAGCUUCCCUUGGUGACCUCAACAAGGACGAAGCCCGUGCCUUCCGCAAGAUUCAGCUCAAGGUUGAUGAAAUCCAGGGCAAGAACUGCCUCACCAACUUCUAUGGUAUGGACAUGACCUCGGACAAGCUCCGUUCUAUGGUCAAGAAGUGGCAGACUUUGAUCGAGGCCUUCGUUGAUGUCAAGACCACCGACGGUUACCUCGUUCGUCUCUUCGCCAUCUCGUUCACUGCUCGUCGCCGUAACCAGCUCAAGAAGACCACCUACGCCCAGUCUGCCCAGGUCCGUCAGAUCCGCAAGAAGAUGUUCGACAUCAUGUCUGAGGAAGCUGUUGCCUGCGACUUGAAGGAGUUGGUCGCCAAGGUCACCUCUUCGGCUUCUGCCUCUGCUCAGGAUGCCAUUGCUGUCCGCAUCGAGAAGGCCUGUCAGAGCAUCUAUCCCCUCCAGAACACCUAUAUCCGCAAGGUCAAGAUCUUGAAGGCCCCCAAGUUCGAUGUCUCGGCCUUGUUGGCUCUUCACGGUGGUUCUGCUGCCGCCGAAGACUCCGGCGCUAAGGUCAAGGACUUCAAGGAGCCUCCUGUCCUUGAAUCCGUCUAAAUUUUUUUCCAUCCUUUGCUUCAUCUUGCAAAAUUGCCUUUCUAAACAAGAGGUGCUGUAAUAAUAAACAUUUGAGAUGUUGUUAUGAAUGUAA